Messenger RNA from Candida dubliniensis CD36, 2022 nucleotides. RefSeq lists its product as uncharacterized. Bases 1 to 2022 code for a protein of 673 amino acids. The transcript has a single exon. The record is from RefSeq and is a predicted model, not a curated record. NCBI's taxonomy places the organism in Eukaryota, Fungi, Ascomycota, Pichiomycetes, Serinales, Debaryomycetaceae.
AUGACAGUGGUAAAUAAUAACGAAAAGAAUAAUAUAGAAUUUUCGCUUGUUUCAGUUUUUGAACUCAAACUUGAUGAUUUCCAAAGUUACAAAAAUUCAAUUGAGUCAAAAUUUCCAAAAUUUGACAAGACUAUUGUUCAAUAUCCCAAAUUUCUCCCUACUACUGCUGAAGCUUUAACUCAUUUAAAAUUAUUAAAAGCUUUUUCAGUUAUGAAAAAUAAAGUCAUUGGAGAUGAAAAUAAUACCGAUUAUUAUCAAAUCAAUCAAUGGAAAUCAUUUAUCACGGUUGCUGUAAGAAGAUUCAUUAUAUUUGUAUCAGCAUUGAAAGCUUUAUAUAUUAAUGAAUUUGGUGAUGCAAAUAAUAAAUCGUUUGAAGAUUUAAAUAAAACAAAAGGUUUUGAAAAUAUUAUGGCAAAUUUAUUACCCCCAUUGGAUGUAAUAAUGGUUUGGCAUGCAUUUUUAUUAAAUCCAAAAUCAUUUUUCGAUACAUUUUCUAGAAAUUCAUUUAUUGAUUUUGCUAAAUAUCCUUUACCAUUAGACAGAAUUUAUUCUUGUAUUAAUAAUGAAACUUUUGAAUUUAGUGUUCCCGAAUCAUAUGAAAAAAACUAUAUUAAUGUUUUGAAAAAAUUUAUUAACAAUAAUGAUACAGAUUUUAUUUAUGAAAUCAAAAAUUUUUCAAUGUAUCAACAUUUGGUUAUUAUCAAUUGUCCAAAUUGCAAAAAUACUAUAUCUGAUCCUAUUCCAUUAGUUACUGAUUCAUGUACAGGAUUUGCUGAUUCGGAAUUUAUUACUAAAAAAAAAUAUCAACAAGGUUAUUGUUUUGAUUCUUCACAUUGUUAUUGUUCUAAAAUUGAAGAUCUUACCCAUGAACAAUUAAGAAAACUUCAAUUGUUUUGUGAUAUAAAUUCUUCUAAAUCAUUACCAGGUAUAGAAAAGUAUUUAUCCAAUACUUUGACCAAUCCAAAGUUUGCAAAAAGAAAUACAAUAUCAAUUAAUCAAAUAAUAAAACUUGGAGUUCAAAAAUCUUGGGAAUAUGCGGAUAGUUCAAUUUCUGACAUAAUCACAAGGGCCGCCAUAGACAAUGGUAGAUCUGGAAGGAUUAUCAAAGUUAUUCUUCGUGAAUAUCUUCAAUUCAAUCUUAUUCAUUUGACUGUACCCAAUGCCAUUUCAAUUGGUGAAGAUCUUGUUGGUUGUGUAUUACGGCAAGAAUCUUUUGUUAAAAAGAUGAAUGCAAUUAAUUGGUUGGGUUCAUCCACUGUCUUGGAAAAUUUGAAUACAGCACGAGUUAGAUAUCAAAGGUUUUUCCUGAUGUUGACUGAUGCAAAAUUGAAAAAAAUGUUGGUCCCAACUUUAGAUAUCGAUUUGAUAUGGCAUACUCAUCAAUUAUGGAUGUAUGGUUAUUUCCAUGAUUGUUUAAAUUCACCAUGUCAUUCCGCAAUUGAUCAUGAUGACAAAGUAGAUGAAGGGAAACUUGAUGAUGGGUUUGAAUUUACUUCUAAAAUUUACAAAAGAAAAUAUAAAGAAGAUUAUUCAAUUUGUUAUUGUCAAUAUUGUUCUGAAAUCCGAGUUACUAAAAUGGAAAAGGUUAUGAAAUUAUUUAAAUCAAAGAAAUCUGGAGAUAAUCCAAUAGGAAUCAAGGAGGAAACAACUUCUAAUGUAAAAUUAUUGACAUUAGAGAAUCCAUCACAUAUUAGUACACACAAUUCUAUUCAAUUACCAACAAAAAAGGCGGAAAAACGGAGAUCGAAAAAUCCAGUACCAUGGAGGAAUACUGGUAGUGAUGCUGGUUUUUUUGUUGUUCCACCGGUAACUCCAGUGCCCAUUGACGAUUCAAAAUUUUACGGAGAUGGGUUAUGCUGUUCUGUGGCUGCUUCAUGCGCAACAACAAAUGGUACUUGUUGUCAAAUUUCUGGCGGUGCAUGUGGUGGUGGAAGUACUGGGUGUGGGGGUGGUGGUUGUGGUGGUGGCGGUGGCGGUGGAUGUGGAGGAGGAGGUUGUGGAGGUGGUGGUGGUGGUUGUUAA